AUGUCCAACUCUAUUCCUCUCACUGCUCGAGCUGCUGUGCUUGUUGACUUCGAAAAGGAUGUGGUUAUAGCGACCGAUCACCCCGUCAGGCAGCCGUCCGAGCUAGCGCCUGGGGAGUGUCUGAUCAAGAUCGAGUAUGCCGGUGUAUGCCACAGCGACUUACACAUCCGUCAAGGUGGUUGGGGAAGAAAGCUCUCGUUGCCUCUCAUCGGAGGGCAUGAAGGUGUCGGGCACGUCGUUGCUAUUGGCGAGCAUACUGUCGAUUCUCAAGUCAAGAUCGGAGACAGAGUCGGUAUCAAAUGGAUAGCUAACGUUUGCAUGAAAUGCGAAAUGUGCCGCAAAGGGGCGGAAUCAAGCUGUCCUCUUUCUUUUCAAAGGGCCUCUGGGUACAGCAUGGACGGUACCUUUGCGGACUACGUCGUUUCAUAUGCCAACUACGUCACACCAAUACCACCUAGUGUUGGUAGUGCUGAAGCUGUCUCUAUUUUAUGUGCAGGCGUGACCGUCUAUAAGGCACUGAAGCAGACACGUACCAUUGUCGGGCACUGGGUAGCCAUCUCUGGCGCAGGAGGUGGAUUGGGGCACCUGGCUGUGCAAUAUGCUGUUGCGAUGGGACUACGGGUGCUGGCUAUUGAUACCGGAGAGGAGAAGAAGAAGUUGGUCCAAAGCUUGGGUGCUGAAGCUUGGGUAGACUUCAUGGAAUCGAAGGACCUGAUUCAAGACAUCAAAGACGCUACUGAUGGGCUCGGUCCUCAUGCCGCUGUAAUCGCAGCUGGGAGCAGUACACCUUUCAACCAGGCUAUACUUUACCUGCGGCCUUUGGGCACAUUGGUGGCUGUCGGAAUGCCAAAGGACGCAGCUAUGAACAUUCCCAUAGCGCUGUUCAUCGGCAAGAGCUUAACCGUGGUGGGAACCUCGGUUGGUAAUCGUCAAGACGCUACCGAGGCGUUGGAUCUCGUGGCUCGGGGCAAAGUCAAAUGUCAUUACCAGGAGAAACAACUACAAGACCUGAAUCAAAUCUAUACUGAGAUGGAAGCCGGAAGAAUUGUAGGACGAAUCGUCCUCAAGAUGUAA
Messenger RNA from Pleurotus ostreatus (oyster mushroom), 1074 nucleotides. RefSeq names its product alcohol dehydrogenase. Gene Ontology annotation, molecular function: oxidoreductase activity. Bases 1 to 1074 code for a protein of 357 amino acids. The transcript has 12 exons. NCBI's taxonomy places the organism in Eukaryota, Fungi, Basidiomycota, Agaricomycetes, Agaricales, Pleurotaceae. The record is from RefSeq and is a predicted model, not a curated record.